CUUUAAUAUAGACAAAGCGCGGCGUGGAAUCGUGGACAGACGAUAUCCCAAGCAAAUACUAUUUUGCCAAGUUCUCUACUGCCAUUGCCCAUACUUAAUCAUUUUCUUAAGCUUCCUAGACUCGCGUAAUAAACUCAACCCCAAAGUGAGAGAAAGCUUUAGAAGAGUUAUUAUAAGCAAGCAAGAUAAAGUGAGAAGAAAAAGAAGAGAUGAUGGAAUAAUUUAAAUGAGGAUAAUAGACUACUUCGAAUCGAUUUUGAGCCAUCUGCUCGCUACGGAAGUCCACAAGGACAAAAAGACCAAGAGUUGGUUUUCGAUAGUGUAUAUUCAGCUGCUCGGAAGCCAUAUAGACAACAGGAGCAAUGAGGGUAGGAUAAGACAGAAACAAACGAAGACAGACAGGUAAAAACAAAGCAGAACAGAUCAUCCCAACGCCUCGCCUCCAUAGACUCGUAAACAUUACUCGCUUGCAAAAUAUGCUCAGAAAAAAGAGAACAGAACAAAACCAAGAAAGCAUAGUGCAAAAAAUAAUUGAUUUUCAAACCAACGCCGUGACCGCCCGCUCUGUCCGUUUAAUGGAGAGAAUCAAUGGUGAAUAUGCCAAGAAAAUUGAGCCACUAUUGACUGGCGGCAUCCACGAUAGUGGUAAUGUCGGCGCCAAUACCAAUCACGUUUCCAGCGGCAUCAAGUCCGUUCAAGGCCUUGUCGCCGGAAGAGGAGCCACCAUGGCCAGAGCCAUGGCCCUUGGGGGAGCGCUUGGAGUUGGCAGCAUCCACGAUAGUGGUAAUAUCGGCACCAAUACCAAUCGCGUUGCCGGCAGCAUCGAGUCCGUUCAGAGCCUUGUCACCGGAAGAGGAGCCACCGUGACCCUUGGGGGAGCGCUUCUGGUUGUUGACAGCAUCCGCGAUAGUGGCGGCAUCAGCUCCAAUACCAAUCACGUUGCUGGCAGCAUCGAGUCCGUUCAGAGCCUUGCCACCGGAAGAGGAGCCACCGUGACCCUUGGGGGAGCGCUUCUGGUUGUUGGCAGCUUCGGCGAUGGUAGCGGCAUCAGCUCCGAUGCCAGUAAUGUCCCCCAAAGCACCGGUCCAAGUCGAAACCCGUUCGCCGGUGGAAGAGCUAGAGUGGUGGUGGCCGCGAGGAGAACGCUUCUGGUUCAAGUACUCCUGGAGGGUCAUGGCAUCGGCGAUCGCACCAAUACCGUCGGAGAGGGCGCCGGUAACCUCAGAGACCUUGUGGGAGGUCGAGCCGUGGGAGCCACGGGGGUCACGGGUCAGCAAGCUGGAAGAGCGACCAGCGAUUGGCGCACCAAGGACUGAGUUGGCGGAGAGGAUGGUGGCAAGAGCCACGGUAGCAAGCUUGAAAGUGUCGACAUACAUUUUGAAUGAGGAUUGGUUGGAAGUCGGAAGAUGCGGUAAAGCGAAGAGUUGUAGAAAGCAGAAGGCUUUGAGAUCGGAAGGUUUGUAGUGAAGAUGAUUGUGAUUGUUGAUGGAGAAUUCGAUUCUGGGACCGAUUCGAGCAGACUUU
Messenger RNA from Aspergillus ruber CBS 135680, 1524 nucleotides. RefSeq lists its product as uncharacterized. The transcript has a single exon. The record is from RefSeq and is a predicted model, not a curated record. The coding region runs from base 477 to 1316 and encodes 279 amino acids. Lineage: Eukaryota; Fungi; Ascomycota; Eurotiomycetes; Eurotiales; Aspergillaceae.